CACCACCUUCACCUCGUCCCUCUACCCCAACUCACAAAAAUGCUCGCCCGCACCGCCCUCCGCAGCGUCGCCUCCACCAGCCGCGCGUCCGCCUUCUCCACCUCGGCCGCGCGCCUGACCAGGGUCGCCGUGCUCGGCGCCGGCGGAGGCAUUGGCCAGCCGCUCUCGCUCCUCCUCAAGAGCGACGCGCUCGUCAGCUCGCUGAGUCUGUACGAUAUCCGCGGCGCCCCCGGUGUCGCUGCCGACGUGAGCCACAUUGAUACCGCUAGCGAGGUCAACGGCUACGCCGCCGACAAGAUCGACGAGGCCCUUGAGGGUGCCCAGGUCGUCGUUAUCCCCGCUGGUGUCCCCCGCAAGCCCGGUAUGACCCGUGAUGACCUCUUCAACACCAACGCCUCCAUUGUCCGUGACCUUGCCGCCUCGAUCGGCCGGGUCGCUCCCACCGCACACAUCCUCGUCAUCUCCAACCCCGUCAACUCAACCGUGCCCAUCGUCGCACGCACGCUCGAGAAGGCCGGCGUCUUCGACCCCAAGCGCGUCUUCGGUGUCACCACGCUCGACGUCGUCCGCGCCGCGCGCUUCACCGCCGGCAUCGCCGGCGUCAAGCCCGAGCAGACGCCCGUCACCGUCGUCGGCGGACACAGCGGCGCGACGAUCGUGCCCCUUCUCUCGCAGAACGAGCACGGCAAGGCGAUCUCGGGCGACGUGUACGAGAAGCUCGUGCACCGGAUCCAGUUUGGCGGCGACGAGGUCGUCAAGGCCAAGGAUGGCGCCGGGUCCGCGACGCUCUCGAUGGCGUACGCCGGUGCCAAGUUCACCAAUGCGCUGCUCCGCGGUUUGAACGGCGAGCAGGGCGUGAUUACGCCUACGUUCGUGCGCAGCCCGCUGUUCGAGGACAAGGGCGUCGACUUCUUCAGCUCGCUCGUUGAGCUUGGCCCUGAGGGUGUGCAGAAGAUUCUGCCCCUCGGCCAGCUCAGCGCUGAGGAGCAGAAGCUCCUCGACGCGUGCCUUCCUGAGCUCAAGAAGAACAUCGAGAAGGGUUUGGCUUUCGUUGCUUAAGUGCAUCGUAGAUAGGCUAGGAGGGGGUAGCACGUAUUCUAGAUGUGCUUUUUGCUGGUGGCUCUACUGUUUUUUUCUAGAUUAACAUAAUGGUUUUUCUAAACUCGUAUGUGUGAGAGUUGUAAGAUGUGAACGCGAAGAAUCGAACGACAUACGAGCAAAACAUCGUCAUCGUCGCCCCUUCUUUUUGACCGUCGUGAACCCGUCUUCGUCCACCUCUGGCUCCUCUUUCUCCUUCGGUCUCAGCUGCGGGGCCUCCCCGCCAUCGCCGAACCGAUCCACCUGCAUCCCACUUCCCUCGCCUCCCUCGCCAUCGUCGGACUCUUCGGACCCAUCGUCGUCCGACCAGUCGUCGUCGUCGUCGUUGUCGCCUGCGCCCUGUGUAUACGUCGGCAUCUUGCCAGCUAAGCGAUCCGCUUGAGCUUCAAGCGCGAGGACCGAGUCUUCGCCUGGAGCUUUUCCCGCGAACGAUGACGACGACGACGAUGAUGACGAUGAAGCGGGAUGAGGACCAGAAGGAUAAGGAUAAGGGUAAGGGUAAGGGUGCGUGUCGUUCCAGAGACGGAGGACGUCGCGUGCGACGGACGCGGCGCUGUCGUCUUCGAGGCGCGUGUCGAAUUCGUCGUCGAGGAUCUGGAGGAGGAGGUCUUCGAGGUAGGAUGCGUCGGGUGUUUGGGGUUUGGCCGGAGCUGGGGGUGCGGGUGCGGGUGCGGGUGCGGGUGCGCCAGUUCGCGAUGCGGAGCCUGCUGGAGAUCGAUGAUAGAACCAUGAGGAUGUUAGCAUAGUGUAAUGCAAUGACGCGCAAACAUGAAGGGAUGUUUGAGUUGUGGUAGCAGCGCCGGGCUGAGCAUACGUACCUGCAGGGAGCGGUGGAGGAGCGGGGGG
This is a messenger RNA of Coniophora puteana RWD-64-598 SS2, 1944 nucleotides long. Its product is annotated as malate dehydrogenase. Gene Ontology annotation, biological process: tricarboxylic acid cycle; carboxylic acid metabolic process. Lineage: Eukaryota; Fungi; Basidiomycota; Agaricomycetes; Boletales; Coniophoraceae. The record is from RefSeq and is a predicted model, not a curated record. The transcript is spliced from 5 exons. Gene Ontology annotation, cellular component: mitochondrion; cytoplasm. Gene Ontology annotation, molecular function: L-malate dehydrogenase (NAD+) activity. The coding region runs from base 40 to 1059 and encodes 339 amino acids.